UUCAUCGCCCUCCAAUGAAUACACUAAACUCAUUAUCCAUCUUACCAGACUCUCCUCUACUAAGUGGUGGCGAGUCCGAAGAUAUAGUUUCUCCGGACUCGCCCACCAAUUGGACAACUUCGCCAUUCACUAAUUCUUUGAAUGGCGAAGUUGCCGGUCUACCGCAGAAGCGGAAGACCGGCAGAAAAAAAUUUAAAGAAACACGCCACCCAUUUUAUCAUGGGGUGCGUGAGCGAGAUGGUGGGAAAUGGGUGAGCGAAAUACGCGAGCCUAAUAAAAAGAGCAGAAUAUGGCUAGGAACUUACCCUGCUCCAGAACUUGCAGCUAGGGCACACGAUGUUGCGGCUCUAGCCCUAAAGGGGGAUAAAGCUGCUCUAAACUUCCCUGACUCAGCUUGGCUUGUUUCGCGAGCUAAGUCUACCUCAGCUCGUGACAUUAGGCUUGCGGCGUUUCAAGCCACUAGGUCCGAACUUCACUCUUCCUUAAUAACAACUCGAGAUAAUGAGACUGAAGCUGCGAAUGUGAAGUAUAUGGAGAAUAGUGGAGAAGAGUUGUUUGUGGAUGAAGAAGUAAUAUUUAAUAUGCCUAGUUUUAUAGAUGGUAUGGCUCAGGGUAUGCUUCUUACACCUCCUUCUUUGAAGAGAGAAAUUAAUUGGGAUGGUAUUGAUGAUUGUGGGAAUAUUACUUACAUACACUUGGAUUUAUGGUAAUAUAUAUAUAGCUUGAUUAGGAUAUUACUGGAUCUUUAAUUUUUGGAUAAAUAAUAUGUGAAAUUGUUAUUUGUAAAACAAAAUAUCCUUGUUCUCCAAGUAUAUUAGUGUUAUAUAUACCUGGUAGCAGAGUGAUAGUUCUUCAAUUUUCCACAAUCAUAUGUAGUGGUGGAAUUUUAGGGUUUCUCUUUGAUAAUAUCUAAACAAAUAAUAAGAGUAAAUAUUUUCGUUCUCCUUAUAACACCUUUCUCAAGGAUAGGAGCUAGCUCAAGUGGGUAGAGCGCUCCCCCUUGGCCCUUGAGGUCAGGGGUUCGAUCUUUACCCCCAGCAUUAUGCUGGAGUAUUUCCUUAGCAUGUUAUGCAUGUCUUACCGGCCAAUGUGUUGGUAGUUCCUACAGGCUAGUAGCCUGGUAGGGGUUAUAUUAGCUCUUGGGCUAACUUAAUUUCCUAAAAAAUAAAAAAAAUAAAAAAAUAACACCUUUCUCAAACCUUUUUUAUUUCUUCCAAAAAAACAAAUUUCCCAUUACUAUUUUUAGUUAUGCAAUAAUCAAAUUUAUAAAAAGUUGAUAUUCUGAAAUACGUUUUGAAAACAAAUGGAAUGACAAAACAAAUCAUAUUACAAAUCUAAAUUUUACAGUAGCUUCCUUCAAAAAAAGACUAUCCUAAGGAAAAAAUAACAUCCACAAAUUCGUCCAC
This is a messenger RNA of Beta vulgaris subsp. vulgaris (sugar beet), 1406 nucleotides long. Its product is annotated as dehydration-responsive element-binding protein 1B. Gene Ontology annotation, molecular function: DNA binding; DNA-binding transcription factor activity. The record is from RefSeq and is a predicted model, not a curated record. Bases 15 to 710 code for a protein of 231 amino acids. Gene Ontology annotation, biological process: regulation of DNA-templated transcription. The transcript has a single exon. Lineage: Eukaryota; Viridiplantae; Streptophyta; Magnoliopsida; Caryophyllales; Amaranthaceae.